AUGGCUUUAUGUCCCAAACCAUACAGUUUUGAAAAAGAUAUUGCAUCCCAGAAGUCUGCUUCGUUGAAUAAUGGCAACAAGAACAACAAGCGGAGGUGCGACUUUUUGUACAAUGCACCUGCCGCCAAUAAGAGAGUCUGUUUGCAGCAGUUGAAGAAUGACGCUGUUGCUCAGAGGAGUCAUUUCCAAAUGAAUAAGAAUUUGGUUGCUACAAAGAAUUACUAUUCGUCGUCGUCGGAGGAUAAUGACUCAGAUGACGAGCAGUCGUGUUACAAGGCGGACCAGAUCCGAGCAAAACGCAGGGCUUCGACUAGAGUUUCCUUUUCCACUAGUAAUGCGCAAUUGUCUAAAGCGCUUUCCCAGUAUAGCGAUGAUGAAGAAGAUGACGAUGACGAGGAUGGAAAUGACUCGCAGAGAAGCGAUGCCAUCAGGAAACAUGUCUUUUACGGAUCACGCAGAUCGUCCGAGUCCGCCAUCAAGAUUUUGAAGUCUGACGACGAGAUUGAGAAUUUAGACUGCAAAUUGGUUUCAAGUCCCAUUGGCAGCAACAUUUCCUUGAAAAAGGUACUAGGUGGCGAACAUGUCAAUGUCAAUGUCAAUGUCAAUGCCAAUGCCAAUGCCAAUGUCAGUGGAAAGGGUAAUGGCGAUGAUGAUGACGAUGACGACGAUGGCGACGAAUUUGCAGAGGCGGACGAGAAGGAUCAGAAGGAUUGUGAUUCAAGCCAUGCUGCUGCUUCUAUUGUAGUUGCCGACAAACAAGCUAGAGCGAGAUGCUUUGAUUAUUUGAUUGGAGCCAUUGACGAAGCUUGGGCGAGAUACUGCGAUGCAACCACAUAUGUCGAAGACGACGUGCAUGGAUAUAUUACACCUGCCUCAUUGGUUUCUGGAAGCGACAAUGAUGAUCAGGAGUUGAUGAAUCUCAAGCAGAGGUUAAUCAGAUCAAAGGAAUUUCUUCAAGAUCACAUUGAAUCACACGAUGCAAGUGAUAUCAAACAAUUCUGGCACCGGUGGGAUGUCACCAAAUACCAAAUGUUGGAUGUAAUGGAAGACGACGAUGAUGUUUUAGAUGAACUUGAAGAAGGGCGCCAAAUUUUCUGA
This is a messenger RNA of Lodderomyces beijingensis, 1098 nucleotides long. The record is from the annotation of a GenBank genome assembly. NCBI's taxonomy places the organism in Eukaryota, Fungi, Ascomycota, Pichiomycetes, Serinales, Debaryomycetaceae.